Messenger RNA from Phacochoerus africanus (Common warthog), 1554 nucleotides. RefSeq names its product HEN methyltransferase 1 (gene HENMT1). Gene Ontology annotation, biological process: siRNA processing; RNA methylation; piRNA processing. Gene Ontology annotation, cellular component: cytoplasm; nucleus. The record is from RefSeq and is a predicted model, not a curated record. The transcript has 9 exons. Lineage: Eukaryota; Metazoa; Chordata; Mammalia; Artiodactyla; Suidae. Gene Ontology annotation, molecular function: O-methyltransferase activity; RNA methyltransferase activity. Bases 301 to 1464 code for a protein of 387 amino acids.
ACGAAGCCAACAGCCACGGGAGCCCGCCGCCCUGCUCUCGACCGUGGAUAUCGUGAGCGAGGCGUUGCCUCGGGCCAACAGUCGCGGCUCCUGGCCGAUUGGACGGGGUCGGAACCGCUCGCGAGGGGGGAUGCUGCAGGGGCCGUGGUCCCCCGCUAAGGUUCCAGCUUCGUGCGCAGAUUGCCCCCGCGGUUUGCUUUUCCAUUUGGAGGUGCUUCUUACUCAAAGCCUAGUCAUCGCUGAUUUGGAAGAAUUGAAGUAGACAUCUGCAUUUUUGUCCCAACGAAACUUGGAAACAAAAUGGCAGAAGACAAAGAGUGCCACAGCGUGGUUGAUGACAGUGCUGAAGAGGUUCCCAGCAAAAGGAUAAUUAAGUUUAAUCCUCCGUUAUACAAACAACGUUACCAGUUUGUUAAAAAUUUAGUGGAGCAACAUCAGCCUCAAAAGGUUGCAGACCUAGGGUGUGGUGAUGUUUCGCUCCUAUCGAUAUUAAAAUACCUAAAGUGUGUCAAAGAGCUUGUCGGAGUAGACAUCAAUGAAGGCAGACUUAAAUGGAAUGGGUCUCGGCUGUCCCCAUGUGUGGGGGACCAUCUGGAUCCCCGCGAGCUGGAUUUAGUCAUUACCUUGUAUCAUGGCUCUGUUUUGGAGAAAGACUGUCGUUUGCUCGGAUUUGACUUGGUAACAUGUAUUGAACUAAUAGAACAUUUUGAUUCAGAAGAUCUGGCCAGGUUUCCCGAAGUUGUUUUUGGGUACAUGUCUCCAGCCAUGAUUGUCAUCAGCACACCGAACUCUGAUUUCAAUUCCCUGUUUCCGCUCUCAGUCUUCAGAGAUUCAGAUCACAAAUUUGAGUGGAGUAGAGUGCAGUUUCAGACCUGGGCUUUAGAUGUGGCAAAUCGCUAUAGCUACUCAGUGGAGUUCACCGGUGUAGGGGAACCGCCGGCAGAAGCUGAGGAUGUUGGAUAUUGUACCCAGAUAGGGGUCUUCCGGAAGAAAGCAAAGACAACUGAAUCUGAUGUUUUGGAGCACCCUGGCGAACGUGUUUAUGAAGUUGUUUAUACGACCUCAUACCCAAGUUUACAGCAAAUAAAUUACCGUAGACGUGUUGUGGUUUAUCUGGUAUACCGAGAAGUGAACAAAAUGAGACUGAGAUACCAAGUGAGUCUGAGGCAGCACGAACUGGAACCUGAGUCCACAGACCCUGGCAACCCCAGAAGAAAAUUCAUCUCAGGCCUUCCAGUUCAUACACCCACAGAAGCUGACAAAGCCAUGGCGAUGACUCCCCAACCUUUCUGUAUUGGAGAUAAGUUUUACGUACCCUUGAAAAGAAUCAUUGCUUAUCCCAGGCUGGGGUACUUAUGUGGUAAUGUGCAGGAGCUGAGAGAGCUCCUUGCGGACUCAAUAGAACUGAACUGUGACGCGUCUGCGGUGAAGGUUGACUUGUAUCACUGUAGUGACUACUGCUGACCAGCCUUAGUUCCUGAAAUUCAGGGUCUUAGCAAUAGUUGGGCUCAUUUAAAAUGUAAACUUUUGAUAAUUCAGGUAGCUUCAUUUUAA